Molecule: messenger RNA, 1314 nt
Organism: Seminavis robusta
Lineage: Eukaryota; Bacillariophyta; Bacillariophyceae; Naviculales; Naviculaceae
Source: the annotation of a GenBank genome assembly
UCUCGUCCUUCAACACCGUCAUCCUUCUUCCACUUCCUCUCUCAUCCCUCUUCCACCAGUAUCAUCCUUCUUCCACCUACUCUACAAUCAUUCAAGCAUUCGAGAUGACGAAAACCAAAGCAGAAACUAUCACGGUCGGCGAUUGGGUCAAGUGCACUGGAGGCACUGCAGCUCUUGGAGAGAUUGGGAAGGUCGUCAAGGUCACUCCCAAGAGAGUUCUCCUCCUGCUGGAAUCCAAGGAAACCAAACGAAAAGAGAAAAAAUACGUGAAGAAAGUGCCAGCGCCACCCCAAGAUGUAGACAAGGAGAACCAACCGGUAACGCCUCCAGCUGUGCCCGACGCCAACGACAUGCCUUCGUCUCUCGACAAGGCCAACGCCAACGACAAGCCUCCAGCUGCGGACAGCCCCAAUGAAAAGCCUCAAUCUCUCGGCAACGACAAUGACACAGUCAUCAUCUCCAUUCCCGACGUCCAAGACGCUGAAACGAAGCAGUGGAAAUCAGCCAUCACCCAAGACAACAAAAAGACGUUUAUGAAGGUCGCUUUCGAGGAACUCCAAAAGUUUGGACCCAUCCAAGGACGCUGCAUGGUCUUUCGUGGUUUUCGCCAGAUCAUCUUCAAGAUGUCCAGUUCCCAAGUGGCUGCCAAGAUUAUUGCUCACUACAGCAACCAUGGAACGCUGCAGGUGGAAGGCCACGAAUGCCAUAUUGGCUAUGCGGAGCGAUCCACUCCAUUCGAAGAGUACAAGAAAAAGAUGGAAGAGAAAGGUUCCCUUGCAUCAAAGUUUGCUUAUGCUCCUGCUGGUCGUCCUUAUGGAUUCAAGUCGGGCGACCGCACCCAGCCUCGUCAAGGCUUCCGUCCGUUGCAAGACCGACUCCACAACAAGUCGACGUCGACCCAGCCUCGUCCAGGCGUUCGUUCAUGUUACGACCGACGCGAGAAGUCUACCCAACUACCAACCAAGCCUCCCCGUUCUUUGUACGACCGACUCAAUGACAAGUCGACGAAGUAGGCGGUUUCAUUGUUGCGACAAGAAGAACAUGGCAGCGCAUCUUCUUCUUCUUUUCAUUCUUGCCGGCCCGGAAGAAAGCACCAGCAAAAGAACAACUUCAAACAUCAUUCUACACUACACAUAUCUCACACAACAUCACACAUCUCACACAGCACUCACGUACACACACCUACACACACACACACACACAUAGUAAUCACAAAUAAACGGAUCCAGCAUGCAACACAAUCUUUGUUCAAUUAGCCUAUGUAUUCAGCUUCGAUCGUACGUCUGAUACCUCGUACAGUAACAUUAUUUCGCC